Messenger RNA from Neltuma alba, 1016 nucleotides. RefSeq lists its product as uncharacterized. The record is from RefSeq and is a predicted model, not a curated record. NCBI's taxonomy places the organism in Eukaryota, Viridiplantae, Streptophyta, Magnoliopsida, Fabales, Fabaceae.
GCGUGGGGCGCCUGGAGAGUAGAGACCCAAAAGAUUGACGAAGAGAAGUCGCAGCUCAACGGCAACCCAGCUUUUGAAUUGUCGUUUGGAGAUAAUCCUCUUGCGUCGUUUCCCAGUUUCACGGAUUUGUUACCUUUCUCGUGAGGAAUCCAUGUUCUGCGGGUGUUGAUUUUUUAGUGGAUAUUGUGAUGAUCAGUGGCUCGAUUACUGCUUGGUGCAGUAGUUGUUUUGGAUGUCGCCUGAAGCCUACACCAAUUAUAGCUGUGGAUGAGCCAGCAAAAGGACUAAGAAUUCAGGGGCAGACAGUGAGGAAACCAGCCAUAUCAGAUGGUUUCUGGAGUUCGAGCACAUGUGAUCUGGAUUACAACACUGUUCAAUCUCAAAGAAGCAUGACCUCUGUCAGCACAUUAAACCAACUUUUCUAUCAUAGCAGUGAACUUUCUCCCACAGGCACCCAUCCUGAAUUUGUGAACCAAGGUCUUCUUCUCUGGAAUGAGAGCAGGAUUCAGUGGGUUGGAUAGGGUAGCAGAUCUAAGAAGCAGAGUAAACAGAAACAAGAACCCAAACUUAACUGGGAUGCAACUUAUGAUAGUUUGCUUGGGACUAAACAACGUUUUCCCAGGGCUGUACCUUUGUCUGAAAUGGUUGAAUUCUUGGUGAAAAUUUGGGAGCAUGAAGGGAUGUAUGAUUGAGACUGAUUGGGGCUACCGAAGCUGCUUCUGACUUUCUUUUUAUUAAAAUGCAAUCUUUAACUGGUGAAAAGCUUUAGUACAUACAUGUGAACAGAAGGUUAAAGAAUCAAACACACGUUUGUCUUUUGAUUGUAAUAUCAGAAGGACAAGAACCUACCUUUCUUAGUCCUUGAAAGGUGCCGUGACCGUAAAUUAUUUGAUUCUCCACUGAUUGUAUAGUACCACUCUGGUACUCUUGAAAGGGUGAAAUAGGAAUGAAAUAAUACUGUUGACUAUUGAGUACUGAAUGGAUACAAAGAAUUUAGCAUAUCAAAUUGAUAAUCA